Messenger RNA from Dermacentor albipictus, 950 nucleotides. RefSeq lists its product as uncharacterized. The record is from RefSeq and is a predicted model, not a curated record. NCBI's taxonomy places the organism in Eukaryota, Metazoa, Arthropoda, Arachnida, Ixodida, Ixodidae.
UGUUCGACCUGUGCGUGACGCGGUUGGCCGCGUAAUGUUCGCCGUCUGGUGGCUGGCGGUUUUGGUGCUGAUGAACUCGUUCCAGGGCACAAUGAAGGCCAGCAUGAGCGUCAAGACGCCAACCGAACGCCUGGAGACAUUCCACGAUGUUGCCGAAAGGCCGUACCUCAAACCGAUCAUCGUACGAGGAACUACAUUCGAGCACCAGUUCAAGGUCUCUCCAGAACCGGAUCUACAGAAGAUUCUGGCAACGGCCCGCCGUCGGGGGUCCAUCCUGCCCGCAUCGGUUGUGUUCACGCGCGCAACGUUCGACGAGAUGAUCGCUCAGCGCGCGGUCAUCUUCUUGGAGGACAACGCUAUGCAAAGCCUGGUCGCGGCCCUGUAUCCGCGGAAACCGGGACUCGGCAUCAUCUAUCCGGCCGUGCAGCACACCAUAUCGGCUCAGUUCUCCAUGUUCAUGCGCAAAACUUUGGAUCCGAAAACCGUGCAACUUCUUCACACCAGGUGCCGUUGGAUGCACGAGUCAGGACUGACGGAGAGGAAACGGCUGCAGCUGCUGCCUCGCUCCUGGUACCUCACGCGGCCUUCCUCGUCUCAAGUUCACUCUCUCUCGGCCGAGGAUACCGCGGCCCUGUUCUACAUGAUGUUACUGGGGCUAAGCGCGGCACUGUCUGCGCUCGCCGGCGAAUUGCUCCUUCACCACUUGAUCGAAGCGCAUAGAGCCAUUCGUGGUAUCCGGGCGGGACGCCUAGUUGGAGAGCGACCUCCUUUGUGCUAAAAUAGGCGGAAGAAAGAUCGCGUGCUUCUGUAUACUUCCGCAAAACCUGAUGACACCGGUUUGGUUCGUUGGGAACGUUCAUGAAAGACUGCUGUUGUUUAUACGAGAUUGUAAUUUGAAUGGCACGCGAAGCAUUGAAGCAGAUUCGGGAGUCGACGCCCAGCGGAGCAAA